This is a messenger RNA of Grammomys surdaster, 3302 nucleotides long. RefSeq names its product phosphatidylinositol-5-phosphate 4-kinase type 2 gamma (gene Pip4k2c). Gene Ontology annotation, molecular function: phosphatidylinositol kinase activity. The record is from RefSeq and is a predicted model, not a curated record. NCBI's taxonomy places the organism in Eukaryota, Metazoa, Chordata, Mammalia, Rodentia, Muridae. Gene Ontology annotation, biological process: phosphatidylinositol metabolic process.
GGGUGCGCGGGAGACUAUGGCGUCCUCCUCCGUACCUCCCGCCACCGCACCCGCGGCAGCUGGAGGCCCCGGCCCGGGAUUCGGCUUCGCCUCCAAAACCAAGAAGAAGCAUUUCGUGCAGCAGAAAGUGAAGGUGUUCCGGGCCGCCGACCCGCUGGUGGGCGUGUUCCUGUGGGGCGUCGCCCACUCGAUCAACGAGCUCAGCCAGGUACCGCCCCCAGUGAUGCUGCUGCCGGAUGACUUUAAAGCCAGCUCCAAGAUCAAGGUCAACAAUCACCUUUUCCAUAGAGAAAAUCUUCCCAGUCAUUUCAAGUUCAAGGAGUACUGUCCCCAGGUCUUCAGGAACCUGCGUGAUCGGUUUGCCAUUGAUGAUCACGAUUACUUGGUAUCCCUUACUCGAAGCCCCCCAAGUGAAACCGAAGGCAGUGAUGGCCGCUUUCUUAUCUCCUAUGACCGCACUCUGGUCAUCAAAGAAGUGUCCAGUGAGGACAUUGCGGACAUGCACAGCAACCUCUCCAACUACCACCAGUACAUAGUGAAGUGUCAUGGUAACACGCUCCUGCCGCAGUUCCUGGGCAUGUACCGCGUCAGUGUGGAGAAUGAGGACAGUUACAUGCUCGUGAUGCGUAAUAUGUUCAGUCAUCGCCUUCCCGUGCACAGGAAGUACGACCUCAAGGGCUCUCUCGUGUCCCGGGAAGCCAGCGAUAAGGAGAAGGUUAAAGAGCUGCCAACACUGAAGGACAUGGACUUUCUCAACAAGAACCAGAAAGUGUACAUUGGCGAGGAGGAGAAGAAAGUGUUCCUGGAGAAGCUGAAGAGAGAUGUGGAGUUCCUAGUGCAGCUGAAGAUCAUGGACUACAGCCUCCUGCUGGGCAUCCACGACAUCAUCCGGGGCUCUGAGCCGGAGGAAGAGGCCGUCAGGGAGGAGGAGGCAGAGUGGGAUGGAGACUGUAACCUGACUGGACCGCCUGCUCUGGUGGGCUCCUAUGGCACCUCCCCUGAGGGCAUUGGAGGCUACAUUCAUUCCCACCGGCCCCUGGGCCCAGGAGAAUUUGAGUCCUUCAUUGAUGUCUAUGCUAUCCGGAGUGCAGAGGGGGCCCCCCAGAAGGAGGUGUAUUUCAUGGGCCUCAUUGACAUUCUGACACAGUACGAUGCCAAGAAGAAAGCAGCUCAUGCAGCCAAAACCGUCAAGCAUGGGGCGGGGGCAGAGAUCUCCACUGUCCAUCCUGAGCAGUACGCUAAGCGGUUCCUGGAUUUUAUUGCCAACAUCUUUGCCUAAGAGGCUGCCUGCCUCCAGGGUGAUUGCUACUUUAUGUUGGAGGUGGCGGGUUUGAGAGGCUUAGGGAGCUGGAUUUGGCCAUUACUUUCGUCUUUGCUAAAUUCAGGCUGCAGGCUCCUUCCAUCCAAAUGACUUGGUUCUGGUGGAUAGGGCUUUCCUGCCCCAGAAACACACUGUCCUUUCUCCCCUCGUCCAGUUCUCUGCCCUCCCUCCUUCCUCCCAGUAAAUCCUCCUGCUUCAUUAGAGUGUUACUGUCGACUCUCCUAAGUGCCUUGAUCUUUGAAAAAUAUCUUGUUUCUAUGAAAUAGGAGGAGCUGGGGUUAGGGGUUGUUUGCCAUCUUCGGGACCUGACUGGACAGUGGACAUGGCUCAAGCAACUGCCCUGGAUGCGCUUUGCUGUGUGGAAGAAACUGAAUGUCUGGAUUUUGCUGACACCUUGAUGGGGCACUCUGUGGCAUGCUUCCUUCCUGGUAAGCCCUGGAAUGGAGGGCUUUCAGGGUGCUGCAGAUGUGGGUGCAGGCAUUCACAUGUGGACAGUCUGGCCUGGAGGUCAGGUGGGGAGCGGUCAGCAGGCUGGCACCUCACAAGGCAGGACCUAAGCGGACUUUUGUGACUAUGCAGAGGAUGGAGAAGGUCCCUGUCGCACAUUGACUGGUCCCAUUUUCCCACCCCACCCCACCUUCUCCUCUUCCCAUGAGCACUUCUGGGUGCAGGAGCCCAGAGGCCAGCGGUGCCCAAGCUUAGGUGCAGGUGUGAGACUGGUGCCGCACUUCCCCAUGACCCUGUGCCUUGCUGGUGAGCAGGGAGAGCAGUAGAGGCCGGGAGGACAGGUCGCAGUGCAGGGUUCAUUCCCUGUGUGACAUCCUUUCUUCCUGUCCAGUUACUCCCGGCUCUCUAGCAGAGGGAGUAGCUCCAUCUGGUCUGCUUCCAUAACUCUGAGAGGAUAGAGAUCUCGAGUGCGGGAACCUCCCAUCCCCAGGACGUGAAUACCUAGCACUUUCUCCCUCCUUCUCAAACCCUUUUCGGGUUGGAGUUGUUAUUCUGUCCCCUUCUGUCCCAUCUUCCACUGCUAAUGUGUCUCCCAGGGGACAGAUGGCCAUCUUUGUCAUCUCCACUCUCCACCCCCAGAGAGGAGUCAGAGCCAUAACUCAAUCACCCAGACCCCUCCAAAGAUAGCUGAAUAUUAAUGCACGAUAUCCUCAGAAUGUAGAGUUGCUGCUAGGCUGCUAGGCAUAGUAGCUCGUGCCUGUAAAUCCAGCACUCAGGAGGUUGUCAGAAUUACUCAAGAGAGUUCAAGGCCAGCCCGGGAUACUGAGUGAGACCUGGUCUCAGGAAAACUCAAAACAGGUUUGGGUUUGAGCACUGGAAAUUUUAGCUGAGUUGGUAGUGUGCUCGCCCAGCUCGCUCGAAGCUCUGGGAUCCACUCCCAGCACCACAUAAGCCUGGUGCAGCCGUGCGCAUCUGGACUCCUAGCCUUGGGAAAUAUCGGUAAGAAGGGGCGGGCAUUCAAGAUCAUCCUCAGUCACUUGACUAGGCUGAAGCCAGCCAAGGAAACGUGAGACUAUCUUGGGGAAAACGAUUCUAAGAUGAGAUAGAUUGUCUUUGACUCUGCCCAAAGCCUUUGGAAGCAAGACACCCACCCUUGCUGUUCUGCUCCCCUGCGGAGUUCCAAGCUCUGGAGGUGGGGUAGCCACUGAGGGCAAGAAGCUGCUUUGCUGUGUGACCAUGAGACCCUCAGGGAGAAGCCCACCCUUCUUCCUCCACCAAAGGAGACAGCAAGAGUUGUGCCCAUUUGGGGUGGGAGGGGCCUGGUGGGCCUCCCAUCCCACAACCAACCUUUCCCUGUUGAAUGCAAUAAAGUGACACCAGCAGCUGUUCUUUUCAACUGGGUUUCUGACCAUGAGGUUGUGGUCAUGGGCAGUAUCGCCAUCUUCAUUUAUUGCUUCUGUUUUCCAUUAUCUUUGUUUUGUUAAUAUCUGUAUUCACUCCCAAUAUCACAAUAAAAUAAAUUAUUUGAUCUGAA